Urocitellus parryii (Arctic ground squirrel) is the source of this 348-nucleotide messenger RNA. NCBI's taxonomy places the organism in Eukaryota, Metazoa, Chordata, Mammalia, Rodentia, Sciuridae. The record is from RefSeq and is a predicted model, not a curated record.
AUGGGGAAGAUGUCCAUUGAGCACAGACUUGAAGGAGAGAAAGUGAAUCACUGUCAAGAGCAAGACAAGAGACCCCUCCACAGCCCCUUCCCACCCCUCCCACUGACCCAUGGACCAGAAAUCUGGAUCUUGCAAUGGGAAGGGGCUUGCAGGUAGGGGAUAGCUCUGCACUGUCCCUUUGGUUGAUUCAGGCCUCUCAGAAGGAGUCAUCCUCUCAGCCAGGUACCUGACCAGGUGCAUGAGAAGGCUCCUGCUAUGCAGUUGCCACAGAGACAGACAGAUMAAAGCAGGAGCGGACCAACAUCUGUGGCAACCAUGGCAAGGAAGGGGUACAAACCGAAUGAAUAA